AUGACCUCCCGCGAAGAUAGUGUCCUGGCCGCCAGAGACCCCUCCCUCACCGACGAAAACGACUGGGAAGAGUUCAGCCUGUCGGAAGUUCGAGUCCUGGUUCCGGGCAAAUCCCGCUAUGCGAAUCUGUUGACUGCCUCGCCGGAGAAUCCGGUCCAGGUGACGGGGUGUUUGGAUGAGGUGGAGGAGGAGCAGGAGAAAUUAGUGCUCGACCCAGAAUACUUGACGAAACGCAUCGUCCUCGAAAACGUCACCCACUUCGCCUACGGACAACAUAAUGACGGGGAAGUCGGGUUCUGGGUGGCUGGGAAGGCGGGCUGGUUCUCGAUAUCUCCGGCGAAGGGAUACAAGGCCAUCUUUAAUGAUGUGGUGGAGGCGAUUGAUUUGUUGUAUUUCCUGGCGGAUCGUCAUCAGUCCAAGAGGAGGAGGAAGAGAAGGAAUUGGAAUCCGAGUGUAGAGUAUUUGUGUGAGGAGUAUGUGAGCCAUACGCAUGGGAUCUGCGAGGAUGCGGAUGACUCUGCAGAGGUGUUUUAUAAACAUCAUGACUUUCUGCUGUCGAGGAUGUUGAAGGGUGAGGAGGAUGUGCAGUGGACCACUACGUGCAUUUUCGAGCAUCUGUGCGAGAAGUUUCCGGAUGAUUACGAGCAGAUUAAAGCGCAGUACGAAGGGGCGAAGGAGGUAGAGUCGGAGGAGGAAGAGGAAGAUGAACAAGAGGAAGACAAGGAAGAGGACGAGAAAGAGGACCAGGAUGAGGCGGAAGCACAACCGGAUACAUCUGGACUAUCGAAAGACCAGGCAGAUGCUAUUUACAAGGUCAUUCUCGACCUCAAAGAAGCAGGAUACCUGGCUAAGCGUCAAUUGACGUUCGAACUUCUAAUCAACACCCUCGUGGAGCGCUUCGCAAUCGACAGUACCGACUACGCGCACGACCUUGUCGGUGCACGGGCCGAAGCUAUUAUAGAGAUGAUGGACGAGGCGAAAACAUACAAUUUUGACUGGUCUCGCAAGGUCAUCUACCGCGAGCUCAAAGCCGCGGCCAAGAAAAACAGAGUUCAGCAAAUUACGCUCACGCCGCUGCGGCCUCGCCCGACCGAGGACGAUGAAUCGUCCGAAGAGAGUGAGCAUGAAGACCAUCCCCGACUGCGAAGACGUAGGGUCCACAAGUCGGUUUUGCGACCGAAGAGCUCUGUUGCCACGAAGCAGACCGGCAAACGAACACGAAGUGCAGUGGAUGACCAAGAUGACGACUCGGACAACGACGACGAUGCAAUGAACGAGUUUGAGACUCCGAGCAAAGUCCGCGGACAUGAUCUCGUUCGCGACCCGUUGUCGACCCGCGCGAAGCGCAGGACGCGGUCGCUUCUGUACGAUGCAACCCCCAUCCAAAAGACACCAUUGCAAGAGACGCUUCAGAGCCGGAACACGUCUGUUUCCGGAGCGGACCGUGAGACAAAUGCGGAUGCAUCAGAUUUGGAAGCCACCCAUGAGGAUGAUAUGAUGUCCGAUACUUGGACGUGUCAGGUUCGAGGCUGCGAAAAGGUUAUCCACAAGAGCAAUUCCAAACGUGGCAAGGAGCUGAUCCAGGAUCAUGCUUUGGCUCAUGCGGAUGACACUAAAGCGAAGAUCGAUCUUGUCUUUGCUGAACAGAGACUCAACAUUGGACUUCCUGUUGAUAAUCUCCUCAGUCGCAUCAGAGAGUUGGGCGCAUUUGAUACCGAGCAUCCGGUGGAUGGCGCCUUCACUAAUGGAGUGAAGACAUAA
Messenger RNA from Aspergillus tubingensis, 1761 nucleotides. RefSeq lists its product as uncharacterized. Lineage: Eukaryota; Fungi; Ascomycota; Eurotiomycetes; Eurotiales; Aspergillaceae. The record is from RefSeq and is a predicted model, not a curated record. Bases 1 to 1761 code for a protein of 586 amino acids. The transcript has 4 exons.